Messenger RNA from Fundulus heteroclitus (mummichog), 4781 nucleotides. Its product is annotated as histone-lysine N-methyltransferase, H3 lysine-36 specific-like. Lineage: Eukaryota; Metazoa; Chordata; Actinopteri; Cyprinodontiformes; Fundulidae. The record is from RefSeq and is a predicted model, not a curated record.
AAUUUGAUGUGUUAUGUCGUUUUGUCUUCAAGGUGCUGCAGGAACCAGUUGUUGGCACAGGUUGGGCGUGUGGACACCUCCCUGGGGGGGAUAAUGCGAAUAUGAGUGGGGCUUACCAAGGCCCUGAAAGGAAUAGCCAUCGGUCCAGCGGCCCUCUGGCCCCGGCCGGCGACCUGUCUGGUCUUUCCAGACCGAGCAACCACAGUUUCGGUCUAACAAUGUCUGCCACCGCCUCCUCCCUCAAACACACUUCUGUCUACGGUUACAUACAAACGGACCACACCACCUCCUCCUCCUCCUCCUCUUCUUCAUACAGCCCUCUCAGGAGGCUGCAGCACCUCACCAAGAUGGUGAGCCAGCCUGACCUCGUCCUGCCAACGAGGGAAGCCGAGAGGGGCUGGGAGUGGGGGCCGAAUAAGAAGGAUAAGGGGAGAAAGGAGAGGGACUCCUGGGCUGAUUAUAGAAAUUAUUCCGUCUCUCAGAUGACGAAAGGAGAGGAAAACACAAAUGACUCUUCUCCCGGGCAAAAGGAAUCAGAGGUCCAAAGUGAAAGUAAAGAUUUGCCUCCUGUGAGUUGUCAUAAAUCUGCUGUUUCGGAGAAAAAUGCGGAUAAUUCUCUGUCAGGCCCACCUAGCCCAGCCUUUUCUCUCGACAGCAACAGCCCCUUUGCCAACGGCCUGCUCCACUUUGAAUCCACUUUGUUCGAGGCGGACAACAACGACGAAGAGCAAGAAGCGGCAGCGGCCAUUGGAGAUUUGCUGGACAAACGGGACAAAUCAGAGACUGUUCCUCAGCCUUCUCCCAGAAAGGUACAUUUGGACUCGAAGGACGCGGACCUGCCGGCACCCAAGGUGGUGACGCGCUCCCAGUCCUCGGGUCAGCGCAGGAGAUACUGGGACGGCUCCGAAGACGAGUGGGACAGCGACUCAGAGCUCUUCCUCUUCGACGACAGCCCUGCAUGGCAUAUGGUGCAGCAGAACAGCCUGAAGAAAAAGUCUUUGCCUCCUGUGAAAUUUGUUGAGGGCGAAGUUGUUUGGGCAAAGUUCAACCGAAGGCCGUGGUGGCCCUGCGAAGUGGUUGUCGACCCGUCUCUGGGGGUCUAUCACAGGAUGAAAGAGCCCUGUGACAGGCAUUGUCGGCUCUACCAUGUCCGGACCUUUGGGGACCCAAAGGAACUUGUAUGGGUGGAGGAAAAAUCAACUCACACGUUCCAUGGAGGCUUUGAAUUUGACCAACUGCUUCUUUUGCGUCGAAGGAGCAAACAAAGAGAGAAGAACAACAAAAAAAACACUAUUGCUAAGCGUUUUCAGCUUUCUUGGAAAUCCGGUGUGGCGGAGGCUGAAUCGGUUGUAUCUGGGCGACCCAAGAUGACUUCCUCCUUGGCUUCAUUCAUAGACCAAGCCUUAUCCUGUAGUCCCCCACCAGCAGAAGAGAAGAAGCCCCAUUCAGACGUUCCUUUGCCCACUUUACCCGUCUCCACUGUUUCUGAACCAUUGCACUUAACAAAUCAAUCCACUUUGUCUACGGUUACAACUCAGACAAAACCAAGCACUUUAAAGAAAGCUUCUAACAAGAAGAAGCAAAGAAAAACCCCUAAGGACAAUGGGAGUAAAAACUCCAGAAAGACGUUGCAUUGUAGUCCUGACCAACCUUAUAGAGAUAACAGAGAGUGCCCAUACUCUGAUCUUGACUCAGUCCCUAAGAUUUUGUGUCCUAAAGCACUUGAACGUCAGCCAAAGCUACUUCCAUCUCAGCCGUCCGUGGCAGUAGUCAAAGAGCUAAAGAAACAACCUGAGAUCCAGACUGGUCUUUGGUUUAGUAAAUCAGGCAAGGACAGGCGACCUAAAACGACCAGUCCAGUACCGGACCGGUCUCUCUUUAGUAAGGGUCCCUGUAAGAAAAAGCACUUAUCCGCGGUUAAUAAGAAGGUGCAAGUUCCUUCUGCCUCAUUGAUUGGCGGGGGUUCCAGUGACCAGGUUGCACCGAUAGACAAGAAGAAGUCAACAGAUAAUGGUCCAGUACUUGAACAGUCAGUACCUGAGAAAUGUAGAACCACUGAGGCCAACCCUGUCGAUAGAAGUGGCAGUCCUGUUGAACAGUCAGAAUCUUUGGACAAACAAAACACCCAGUUGUCAAUUGACAGCGCUUGCUCCAAAGGUCAACAGUCACCCAAGGCCAUCACAACCCCUUCAAGCAGUUCAUCAGACAGCCCAGGGACUAAAGAAGACUUGCAUCCCUCAGAGAAAGUCAGUUUUAAUGACCACUCAGGUUCUUUAGAGAGUGUAAAGUGUGUAAGUCAAACUGAACUCUCCGUCAUCACGGCUACUAAACAGCUUAAUGUAACUGAAACACUUUCUGACCAUGAGAGGGAAACCCAGGAGGCUUUGGUGUCCUGUUUAGAAGUUGAAACAAGUGAUCCAGGCUCCAGCUUAGAAGAGGAAACAAACCUGGUCACCCAAUGCAGACUGCCCUUUGUGAAACUGAUACGAGAGGAGGCAGAAGAUAAGAAUCAUGACAACUCCAGCUCGACAGAUUCUCCCACUGACCAAAGCGAAUGCAAAGAGCAAGAGAAGACAUCGGACACUGAUGUGAAUCAAGGAAACGCUAAUAAAUCAAACUCGAUUGGUAGUGAAGCCAAUGCCUCUAUGGAUCAAACGGCACCCUCAGAGUCCAUUAAGGUGUCGGUCAAGAAGUUAAAAGCUAGAAGUGAGUCUGGCCUACUUCGGCUCUCGUCUGAGUCACCGCCUGGAGAUAAUGACGUGGCUUCCAUGAAAUCUUCUGACGAGUUAAGUAGCCCAGAAGUAGAACGGAUAUUGGUGUCAAAUGUUAGCCCAAAAAGUAUGGCUACCUUAGCGUCCAGUGAAUCAGACAGCUCAGAAUGUAAGAAAACAUCCUCUGACCAGUCAGGCAAUACAGAGGAAAACCUCUCACCGAUUAAAGCUACGGCUUCUCCAUCUAGAAAUUCCCACGUCUCUAAAAGUCUGUCUCUUCCAAAACCCCAAAAAGCUGUUCACAAACUGAAGCAGGUUAAAGAAGUUAAAAAAGUCCUGAAAGAGCAGCCGGCCCAUCUUCCGGCCAGCAAUCGGCUGAUGACUCGAGCACUCAUGGCCUUGCGAGAGGUAGACCAGAAGAAGCGUAAAAAAGCCCAGCAAGAGAUUGAACAAAGUAAGCUGCUGAACCCUGUGGAGAAAGUUGAGGAUCUCACGUGGAAACCAGAACCCAAAGUUGAUAUUUGCACUAAUGUAAAAAAUCUCAAAUCUAAUCACAUUGACAAUGGUGAGUGUGAUCAAGGCACCUUUUCUAGAUGUAGCUCCCCUUUAUUACUGUUCUCUGAUUCAGAUGAUCUUGAGGCUGAUGUCAAAAGUGAAGAGGAAGACCUUUCGGUUUCUUCGACUCCCCCGAUGGACUUCAUACCCCUUACUUCUAAAAUAAAGGCGAAGCAGGAAGAUCAGCCCCCUACAAUACAAUCUUCACCUCCUUCACCGUUCUCCUUCAUGAAAACCUUUAAGAAUGUUAAGGAGGUUUCCUUUCAAUCUUUAUCGAAUGGUAGCGAUGGGAAACCAGUCAGCUUCAAGUCUGACCCAAAAUACCAGUUCAGCACUUUUCUUAUGAUGUUGAAGGACUUGCACGACACCAGAGAGCGAGAUGGCACGCCCCUGGAGUUAAACAUUGGGCCACCCAGUGCACAUGUGAAGGAGGAGCCAUUGGUGAUACCACCCAAGGCUUCGCUGGAAGGACAAGGUCAGAAAACUGAAUGUGUUCCUCGCACAACCGAUUCAAUCCCAGACAAAAGUGUGGUUGCACAAAACGGAUGUGGUACGGGUCAGAAACCCAAGAGGCCCUAUAACAGAAGGAGCAGCGUCCAUUGGCUGAAAAAGAAAACCAAUCGCAGGGUGCCUUUUCCCUCUGCCAGGUCUGGGCCUGGUUUUCCAGGACUUGAGGCAGCAACAGCAAUGGCUCCCUGGCCUGAAGUGGACCUCUCCACAAAAAUGCUGGAUGUACAAAGCGGCAGCAGCUGGAAGAGCCAGGCUGGUGUUGGUGAAUGCCUGGGAGGUCAAGAGGAGGAGCAGGAGGGGAGGUGGAAGAGAUUAAAGGGCAGUCAACAGAUUACUGGGCCUUUCGAAAAGAGGGAAGGUCCUACGCUCACCCCGGAACAGUCGACCAGGCUUACCGGAGACGGCUCGAAGAAUAAGAAAAGCUGGAUUCAUAAACCUGGGGAAGAUGACAAGGCUUCAGCAGAACAAAAACGAGUACGAAAACCCAGCAAGCGACUGCUUGAAUGGACUGAGGAGUACAACCACAUUUUCUCCACAAAGAAGAAAUCCAAAAAGCCUCUCCAGUUGAUGGAUAAGGCCAACGAUUCUGUUACUUCACUUACUGAUCUGCCGGACUUGGACAAGAACCUACCCGACAGCUCGUCUUCCUCCUUACUUCCUGAAAUACUGACGCCGCCCCCCGAAGAACCCGCUCCAACGACACCUUCAGAAGUUCAGAUUCCCAAAGCAGAAAACCCGCCGACACAAGAGAUGCCGGUGCUUUCCGUAGACUCCCUAACUCCUCCUCCUGAAGCUGAACCUUCGCUGACAGCAGGCCUCAUCAAAGACAACAAAGUUGCUCCUGUGCUUGAAAAGAAGCGGAAGAGGAAGCCCACUCAGAAGAUCCUGGAGUACUGUCUGGAGGCCGAGGCAUCUACAGUCCCAAAGAAGAAGCUUCCCACAUCUUAUCACGGAUAUUCCCAAAAUUUUACCAUGACUGGUGUGUUUUCUUUCACCGCCCUGUAA